Molecule: messenger RNA, 1170 nt
Organism: Exophiala aquamarina CBS 119918
Lineage: Eukaryota; Fungi; Ascomycota; Eurotiomycetes; Chaetothyriales; Herpotrichiellaceae
Exons: 1
Coding region: 1-1170 (389 amino acids)
Source: RefSeq, a predicted model, not a curated record
AUGGCAGACUCAGGCUCACGAAACGGCCCUUCGAUCCCAGAAUGGCAAAAAACCUACACAUCCGCCCGGGAACAGACUGCCUCCACCAAUGAUCCAUCUGCCCCCGACACUUCCCCAGAUCUUCCUUCCUUGGAGCAGGCCAAGCGCUUACCGGAAGACGCUUCAAACCGUGAUGCAUCGAAAGGGCGUGAGGUUGCACCCUCAGAAAGGAAGGAUGUUCCGUUGGAAUAUAUAGGGAAAGCGCUCGACACCGAGCCCGAAUCGCAACCGGCAGAAAUGAACACCAUCCAUGACAGCAGCCAAACAACGAGUACGAGAGAACAAGAACUCCAAUCGACUCCAUCCUUGCCCUCCGCGCCAGUCCCUUCACAACCAGCAGUCAGUUCGAAGCGAGAUAUUCCUCCUAUUAUCACCUAUCCCGAGUUUCUGCUCAAACCUCAAAAGCCCCCACCACUUGUCACUCUUGAUCGUCUUAGAAACGCUGCAUAUGUGCUAGCAGGAAUAUCAGCCUUGACAUACGGCGCAAGCAAGUAUCUCGUCGAACCAAUGCUGCAAACUCUCACUGAGGCGCGCCACGAACUUGCUGAGGGAACUCAAGAGGACCUUGAGAAACUCAACAGCAAACUCGAAUCUGUUGUCUCGCAUGUCCCUUACAUUGCUAGUAGCGCCGCUUUACAACGACAGAAGGAGCAAGGAAAUGAUGAUGAUCUCGAAUCUAUUGAUUCUGAUCCAACCGAGCUCUUUCACCGGGACAUCGCAACUCAAACCUCUCCAAAGCGAUCACGCUCCAAUUCCUCCUCGAACUUCUCCCCAGACAAAUCUGCGUCUGACCCAACCGCACAACAAACAACACGCUUAAAGAAUUUGCACGCAGACCUCUCCUCCCUCCUCUCAUCCACCAACACACACUUCUCCCAAGACCGACUAAAGGAGCGCGUGACCGAGUUUCAGGGUGUGCUUAACAAGAUGGACUCGAGCUUCAACCCUUUCACCGUCGACUAUACCUUGAACUAUCCGGACGACUCGCUAAAGAAUAAACAAUCAAACACCAAAGAUAACGAAAUCGCCAAAUUCAAGGCCGAAAUCAGGUCGCUAAAAGGCGCCUUCCUGAGUUCCAGGAACUUUCCUACAGCCAGGGCUCCUACACCGUUCGCGUUGCCCACAAAAUGA